AUGCGGAAGGUCGACUUCUUGCAUACCUUUGCAAGGUCGCAGAAGAUUACGAACCUGGGAAUAAUCUCACCCAGUAUCUGUUAUUUGGACCGAGAGCUUUUCAUUUACUGCAUCCAUCAAAUGUGGAGACUGUUUUGUCAACAAAUUUCAAAGGUGACUCUCGUCCGCCAUUCUCUAGAACAAUUAGCAGGCAGAACCGUGCUUACGACUUUUCGAGAGAAUGAGCAGACUACGAUUUUUGCACCCUUACUGGGAAAUGGCAUUUUUACUCAAGAAGGACUAGCAUGGAAACAUUCUCGAGAACUCCUGCGAAAGCAAUUUAUUCGUGUUCAGUAUCAGAACUUGGACCACUUUCGCGAGCAUGUUGACAACCUGAUCAAUCGCCUACCUUCAAGUGGAGUUGUCGAUCUACAGCCUCUAUUUUUCGAUCUGACCUUAGAUACUGCGACAGCUCUACUUUUUGGUCGAUCGGUCUAUAGUUUGAGGGCAGGUAUCGAUCAGCACAAAGAAAACAAACUCUUUGCGGAAAGCUUUAACAUCGCCCAAGAGGGUCUUGCUAAACGCUUUCGUAUAGCACCUUGGCACUUUCUCUAUAAUCCCCCAGCUUUUCGCAAAGCGUGUGCUAAUGUACACCAAUUUGUGGAAAGAUACAUCAAGGACUUGGAUUUAGAAAAUGCUGAACGACAUGAAAUGAAACAAAGUGGCUUCAUAAAGCAGAUAGCCGAAGAGUCGACAAGCGUGAAGGAGCUCCGCGAUCAACUCCUGAACGUUUUGCUUGCUGGCCGGGAUACAACAGCAUGCUGUUUGUCUUGGACGUUGUACGUAUUGGGCUCAGAACUCGCUUCCAAACCAGCGCUGACAUCGCCUUUCUGGUCAUCAGUCGACUCCUUGUUCGUCAUGUGA
Penicillium diatomitis is the source of this 903-nucleotide messenger RNA. RefSeq lists its product as uncharacterized. NCBI's taxonomy places the organism in Eukaryota, Fungi, Ascomycota, Eurotiomycetes, Eurotiales, Aspergillaceae. The record is from RefSeq and is a predicted model, not a curated record. Gene Ontology annotation, molecular function: iron ion binding; monooxygenase activity; heme binding. The transcript has 2 exons. The coding region runs from base 1 to 903 and encodes 300 amino acids.